AUGUUUCUCUUGAACAAUCGGCACAACAAUGCUCAAUGGUUGUAUUUGAUCAGUUUCACGAGACCGUUUUUGGAAGUCUUGGAUGAGUUUAUUGUCGGAUUGGUCAAUAGUUUGUUCAAUGUAUUCAACGCAACGGUGUUUGUGGUCCAUGUCCAAAAGGUGAGAGAUGGUUUGGAAGUCUACAUUCCUGAGGAUAAUCGCAAUUGGACACAGAUUCGACAUGGUGGUAUUAACAAGGAUGCCAUUCACCAAGUUGGACUAUACAGUGCCUCACCAAACUUAGAGGAUGAUCGGGAAGUUUUUUUACGAUUUCAUGAUUAA
This is a messenger RNA of Cylindrotheca closterium, 321 nucleotides long. The record is from the annotation of a GenBank genome assembly. Lineage: Eukaryota; Bacillariophyta; Bacillariophyceae; Bacillariales; Bacillariaceae.